AUGAGGUCAUCACUCCUCGGUCAUUUAUUGACUGCCGUCCUUUCGUUUCCUGCCGUUUUGCAGUGGAGCAGUUGCGACCCUGGCGGCGUGGCGUUCCACUUAAACACGGAGAGUCCAUUCGGUCCAGUGUACCAGCGGUACGACGUACCACCGCCACCUCUGAGUUCUGAUUACUUGAAACUGACUGCUGGCAAAAAGGGAACGCUUGGAAGCGUUCCUGAGUUCCUGUCCACGUCCAGCAGUACGGAAAGCAUCGAUGGCGUGCAACAGAAAAUUAGCUACCUCGAAUGCGAGUUAAAUGACGUAAAAGUCCAAACGUCAAAAUACCAGGAACUGCUGCAAAACUCUCAUAGCCAUUACGUUGAACUAGAACGGAAAUACGAGCAGGCGAGAAUGCUGAUCAAGGACUAUCAGGAAAGGGAAAAGAGUCUAGCGGAGAGGGAAGAAGCUCAUCUGAAGCAGCUUCUCGAAAAAGAUCACCAGCACAGCCUCUUAGUACAGCAGCUGAGCGCAAAGGUGUCACAGUUGGAGACGCAGCUGCGGUUGGCACAGCAGAAACGAGCGAGCAUGAUCGAAUCGGGAGCGACGAAAUCUGAGGACAUCUCACCGGCGCUUGCCUAUCAGCCGAUCAAGAAGCUAGCAUCGCCAUCGAAAACCAAGGCGAAAGACUUUGAAACAAAGUUGUACGAAAGAAUAGCACAAGCCAAAACAUGUUUCUCCAGCCAUGAAAAGGCUGUUGCGUCUUCUGACGUGCACAAAACUACGGUUGUGAUUGAACCUCGUUCUGGACCUUCUAACUUGUCCGGUUUUGGGGUACCGUCAACGGAGUUGCUCGACGUUAGUGCAGCCAAAAGCAAAGCAGAAACCGUUAGGCAUAGUCUGAUGAUGAGUUCUCGACAUCCGCCAUCGCGAUUUUACGACUCAGAAAUCCCUGUAUCUUGCCGUAAUGGGCCAGAGAAUGCGCUGGCUUCUCCUCGCAGUCCUGAUUCUGCCAGAAGCAAAGAUUCCGAUUGCGGUAGCCAAAAGGCGGUGAAAGGUUCUUCUAACGCGAAAGGUGAAAACGAAAUGCCUAAUUCGCCUUUAAAUGUGCAACGGUUAAAAAAUAUGAUAUUGCGGAAAAAGACGCAGAAUUCUGGUAUGUAA
Molecule: messenger RNA, 1143 nt
Organism: Soboliphyme baturini
Lineage: Eukaryota; Metazoa; Nematoda; Enoplea; Dioctophymatida; Soboliphymatidae
Source: the annotation of a GenBank genome assembly